This is a messenger RNA of Centropristis striata (black sea bass), 3587 nucleotides long. RefSeq names its product aryl-hydrocarbon receptor repressor a (gene ahrra). The transcript is spliced from 9 exons. NCBI's taxonomy places the organism in Eukaryota, Metazoa, Chordata, Actinopteri, Perciformes, Serranidae. The coding region runs from base 258 to 2333 and encodes 691 amino acids. The record is from RefSeq and is a predicted model, not a curated record. Gene Ontology annotation, cellular component: aryl hydrocarbon receptor complex; nucleus. Gene Ontology annotation, biological process: regulation of transcription by RNA polymerase II. Gene Ontology annotation, molecular function: nuclear receptor activity; transcription cis-regulatory region binding; protein dimerization activity.
UUGGGUAUAAAGCAUCAGCCAACAUCUGCCCCGAGCAGUGCAAAGCUGAUGAAAACAUCAGCUCGGAGCUCUUACAGGACCUCUCCGAUUUAUUUUAUUUCCCUUGGAUUUAUCAUUUGGCAUUACCGAGUCGGUGCACCCAGGGAGCCGCAUCUCUUUUCUGCACUUUAAGUGAAUGUGACUCCAUCACUAUACUGGAAUUAACUGCGAUCCCCAGGGAUUUCUGCGCACCUGUUACCUCCACGGAGCGCGAGAUCAUGAUCCCUCCGGGAGACUGCCUGUAUGCGGGCAGAAAGAGGAGGAAGCCCGUCCAAAAACAGAAGCCGUCCUCCUCCAACGAGAAAACCAACCCGUCCAAGCGGCACAGAGACAGGCUGAACGCUGAGCUGGACCGGCUGGCCAGCCUGCUGCCGUUCCCCCCGGAUGUCAUCUCCAAGCUGGACAAGCUGUCCGUGCUGCGCCUCGCAGUCUCCUACCUCCGCGUCAAGAGUUUCUUCCAAGUGAACCAUGAGAAGCCCUCCAGGAAGCACAGUAUGAGCACAGCAUCCUCCAACCCCGAACCCAGGAAAGAGAGCCUUCCACUGGGCAACGCGGUCAACGAGAGCAGCCUCCUCCUGGAAUCACUUACAGGCUUUGCGUUGGUGGUGAGCAGUGAUGGGAUGGUCUUUUACGCCUCUUCAACCAUUGUGGACUAUCUGGGAUUUCAUCAGACUGAUGUGAUGCACCAGAAUGUGUUUGACUACAUCCACAUAGACGACCGCCAGGAGUUCAAACGGCAGCUCCACUGGGCCAUGUGUCCUCCACAGGGGACGUCCUCACACCAGGACAGCCAGCUCGCUGCAGGAACUGGUGAGGACUUUGUAGUGAGCAGCCUGUUCCAUUCUCCCGAGGCGGGGGGAAUUCCUCCAGAGCUCUCCUGCUUUCUCAACAGAUGUUUCAUCGCCAGAGUCCGAUGCCUCUUGGACAGCACCUCUGGAUUCUUGACUAUGCAGUUCCAGGGUCGAUUGAAGUUCCUCCACGGUCAGAAGAAGAAGUCAGCCUCCGGGGCACCGCUGCCUCCCCAGAUGGCUCUAUUCUGCAUAGGUGUACCCCUCCUACUGCCCUCCAUCACUGAGAUGAAGAUGAAGAACAUGUUAAUGCGGGGAAAGAACAAGGGAGGAGGUGGAGGGAUAAUGGAGCAAAUCGGUGAGCGAGGGGAACACCUCCGGAGGCACUCCUUCAGCGGAGGAAUGGGCGACAUCGCAGACCCUCUCCUCCUCUCCUGUCCCACUCCUGGCGCUACCCAGCGGGGUCACCACACUCCUUGGACCCCGCUCUCCAAAGACAACCUCAAGUACCGCCCUGAUGGCUACUACAACCAGGAGGAGCCCCUCAACUACUGCAAGUCCACCAUGGCCACCCAUAAAGGUGUCAGCCCAGGCCUGGGCGGCGGCUGGCCUCUGCGGCCCAACUCGGGUCCCCUGAGGGCGGGCCAGGGCGUCGGCUACAUCCCCUCCAACCGCAUGAACAAGGCCGGCCAGUAUGGGAAGCCGUACCGCCUUUCCCCGAGCUGUCACAGCGGCAGAGGUGGCGAGGUGUUUGUCUCUAAACUCUACGGGAACGUCCAGAUUCCGUCGGACCCGGAUGCCUACUGUGUUGAUCUGGUGAAGAACGAGAACGGCUACGGGGAAUGCUACGAUGGCCACCUGAUGCCCGAGAUGCCUCCCAUCAAGGUGGAGCACGACUCCGACUCCGAGAACGGCUGCGACGCCUACGGGCGACCCUGGGGUUGCCGCGACCCCGAGGCCAUCGACCGCCGCUACGCUAACGGCGUAUACGACCAGAGCUCCAACCUCCAUCUCAAAUCAGAGGCAGAAUAUUACGACCCGCAGUACUCGCCCUGUCACCGAGGGAAAGCAGGAAUCAGCCCACCGUACAACAACGGCAACUAUCAGAACUAUGCAGUCAACAACAGCGGCAACGCAACCGGACGUCUGUUGAAAUGUGACAAAGACUUGGGCAAUAAUAAUGACAACAACCAGUUUAGUCCUCAGAGACUCUCUCACUCAGACUCUCUAUGCAGUAACCAACCUGUCAACCUCAUGGACUCACACAUCUACCCGCAGGACCCUCACAAGGCGUACAUGCACCCGGACUACAACAAGCAUGGCACUUAUGAGUUCAAAGGUCACGGCCUGGUGCAUUCCAUCAAGCAGGAGCCGAUGGACUCCCCACCAUGGUCUGAGGGCACUCACGACAUAAGCCAAUCCAUGAUGGUUGGUCAAAGGAACAUUAUGCCGUGUGUGAUGAGCACAGGCCACCACAAGUCAAGUCCCUACAUUUAUAUGCCAUAAAAGUGAUUAGUGCAAACAGGUCAUUUCACACACGCACAAUCAAUCAAUCAGUGUGCAUUUAAGUACUUUGUAUUGCGCCGCGUGCACCAGCAUUACAAAAGGAUUCCCAGGAUGUCAACAUUUAAAAUGGCUUCUUCUUCUAAUCGACGAAGAGGUCACAAAUAAGACUCAGGUUCUCGUGUUCGUGUUGUGACAAUCAAAAAUAAUACUUUGAAUCCAGUUAAUGGAUUAUUAAUUUGUAGUUUGUUCCUAGCACUUUUUGGAUUUAGUGACAAUGAGACAAAUUAUGUCUAGAAACACAAUUUCAUUUUUUGUUUUAUGUGUUGUGUACACCUGGCUUAUGUGGGAGGAACAAAGAUUUUGCUGUAAAAAGACUUUUUGAAUCGCGCACACAGGAGAUGACUUACACCCUGCUGGGCUUAUCUAGGGAGAUGGCUGAUUGUGAGAGCACACUUUGGAGUCAUAACAACCUAAGGAUUAUCUGUGUUGAUGGUGGUUUUGCAUGUUUUAGUGCUUUAACUAAAAAUCGCCUACCUUCUUCAUGACUGCCCCCAGUGCUGUAUGAAUGGAAUCUACUGGUUUCUAUGCAUUUUAGAAUUGUAUUUAAUCAGCUCGCAGCGACUUGAAACUUAAUCAAUUGCAGUAAAAAUAUGUUUGGUCAAAAUUACAUAACUUGCAGGAUAUUAAGUUUGCAACCAGGGUCUGUUUUAAUUAAUCAUUUAAACCCUUCAAGGAGUCUAAAAUAUAAUACUGAGCAGCUGCGGAAAAGCUGUUUUUUAUGCAUCACAGAACCAAUUUUAUUUUAUCUUUUUCACAUCCUUGUUGACUCAGAAUUUGUGUCCUGAAUUUGAUUCUCCAAGAGCGUAGCAUGCAAUGACUGUAUAACAGAAGUGGACGUGGCCACCGUGAUGACACCCAUAAUUUGUGAACAAGCAUUUUAAAGCCUCAAGUCUGGCACUUUGGCCUUCACUGUUUUUUAUUUUAUUUUUGGAGCCAGAGGCGACCUCAUUUGGUUGAGAGGGUGGAUCUUACUGAGGUCCCAAAUGCUAAGUUAUCAGCUAAUGCUAGCAAUAGCUAGCUAGCUUGGUUAGCAAGGUGAAUCCCUUAACUGUGCUAAUAACUGGGCGGCUAAUUUUGGAUAGCGAAGAACUAAAUAAACAAAAUGCAGUUGUGGAAAAAAGGAAAAGAAAAAAGAACAGCCUAUUCUUUAGUUUAAUUGAAUGUUAAACAAUAUGUUUUAGGUGACCAAAAUGU